This is a messenger RNA of Gossypium raimondii (Peruvian cotton), 1796 nucleotides long. RefSeq names its product fatty acyl-CoA reductase 3. Lineage: Eukaryota; Viridiplantae; Streptophyta; Magnoliopsida; Malvales; Malvaceae. The coding region runs from base 127 to 1602 and encodes 491 amino acids. The transcript has 10 exons. Gene Ontology annotation, molecular function: alcohol-forming very long-chain fatty acyl-CoA reductase (NADP+) activity. Gene Ontology annotation, cellular component: intracellular membrane-bounded organelle. Gene Ontology annotation, biological process: suberin biosynthetic process; long-chain fatty-acyl-CoA metabolic process. The record is from RefSeq and is a predicted model, not a curated record.
CUCCAGCUGAAUGAAUUAUUGGAUUUCCUUUAUGAGCAAUCCUUUCCUUUACACUUUACCCUCACUAUCAUCCCUCCUUUCUUAUUUUUGCCCUUUUUGUUCCUCUCUUUCUGUCCUUACUUUGUAAUGGAAUUAGGAAGUGCUCUUCAGUUCCUUGAUAACAAAUCCAUUCUAGUCACUGGUGGAACUGGGUUUUUGGCAAAGAUAUUUGUGGAGAAAAUACUAAGAGUUCAACCCAAUGUCAAGAAAUUAUAUCUUCUCGUAAGAGCAGCCGACCAUAAAUCCGCCAUCCAUCGUUUGCACCAUGAGAUCGUAGGGAAGGAUCUGUUCAGAAAUCUGAAAGAGAAAUGUGGGGUCAAUUUCAGCUCUUUUAUAUCACAAAAAAUUACAGUUAUACCAGGUGACUUAACCCAUCAAGAUUUGGGUCUCCAUGAUUCUGAUUUGCUUCAACUCCUUUGUAAGGAACUCGAUGUUCUUCUUAACCUUGCUGCAACUACCAACUUUGAUGAAAGAUAUGAUGUGGCACUAGACCUCAACACAUUGGGAGCUAAAUAUGUUGUGGACUUUGCCAAGAAAUGUGCCAAACUACAAGUGUUGGUUCACGUAUCCACAGCAUAUGUGUCAGGGGAAAGGUCAGGGCUUAUAGUUGAAAAUUCAUACAGAAUGGGGGAAACACUUAAUGGUGUGACAGGCUUAGAUGUUAACAUUGAGAAGCAAGUGGUUGAGGAUCAACUUCAUCUUCUCCGUCUCCAAGGCGCUUCUGAUAAGGAUAUCACCAUUGCCAUGAAAGAUCUGGGCAUUCAAAGGGCAAGGCUGUAUGGAUGGCCAAACACGUAUGUGUUUACCAAGGCAAUGGGAGAAAUGAUGGUGGGGGAAUUAAAAGACAUUAUACCAGCAGUCAUCAUUCGCCCUACCAUCAUAACUAGCACUUACAAAGAACCCUUCCCCGGUUGGGUCGAAGGUAUCAGAACCAUUGAUAGCCUAGCAGUUGGUUAUGCAAAAGGGAAAUUGACAUUCUUCCUGGGAGAUCUGGAGGCAAUAGUUGAUGUGAUACCAGCAGACAUGGUGGUGAACGCCAUAAUUGUAGCAAUGAUAGCUGAGGCAAGACAUCAACAACCCCAAACCAUUUACCAAGUAGGUUCCUCAAUCAGAAACCCCCUAAGGUAUUCUAAUCUUCAAGACUAUGGCUUCCGCUACUUCACCAAGAAUCCAUGGAUCAACAAAGAUGGAAAACCUGUGAUUGUUAGCAAGGUUACGGUUAUGAACAGCAUGGAUAGCUUCCAAAGAUACAUGGCAUUUCGUUACUUGCUUCUUUUGAAGGGAUUGGAAUUGGCUAAUGCAGCCUUCUGUCAUUUCUUUCAAGGUGUUUACAGCAAUCUGAAUAGGAAGAUCAACUGGGUCAUGAGAUUGGUCGACAUUUACAGACCUUACUUGUUCUUCAAUGCCACUUUCGAUGAUUUAAACACCGAGAAGUUGCGAAUGACAGCAAGAACGAGCUUGGUGGAGAACGAUAUGUUCUAUUUCGACCCUAAAAGCAUUGAUUGGGAAGAUUAUUUCAUGAACAUUCAUAUUCCUGGCAUCGUAAAAUACAUUUUCAAGUGAUUUAAGGGGUAAAAAAAGGGAAAUAUUUCCUUAAUGCUUUUCAAAUUCAUGGUAUAAUUAGUGUGGCAGCAUGAAUAUUAUGUUUAGCUGUUGACGAAAAGUGUGUUCAGAAUAUAAUCAAACCAUAUCCAUAAGUGUGUUUCUAAUAUAUAUUGCCUUAAUGAAUAUAUCAUAUAUGCAUGUAUGUGUUCCAA